Molecule: messenger RNA, 3033 nt
Organism: Carassius carassius (crucian carp)
Lineage: Eukaryota; Metazoa; Chordata; Actinopteri; Cypriniformes; Cyprinidae
Product: muscle, skeletal receptor tyrosine protein kinase-like
Exons: 17
Coding region: 99-2930 (943 amino acids)
Biological process (GO): protein phosphorylation; positive regulation of kinase activity; multicellular organism development
Cellular component (GO): signaling receptor complex
Molecular function (GO): ATP binding; protein binding; transmembrane receptor protein tyrosine kinase activity
Source: RefSeq, a predicted model, not a curated record
ACACACUACUAUCUGCUGCGACUGCAUCUCACAGCUUCGACAUGAGGCUGACCGAUGGAUUUUAAAGCUGAUUCAAAGCAGAACAUUCUGAGGUGAACAUGAAGGUGCUCAGAAACAUUCCACUGAUAGUUUUUCUGGCGUAUUUCAGCCUGAGUGAAGGGCUCCAGAGAGCACCCAGAAUCACAACACUGCUUGAGACAGUGGACACCUCUUUGGAUCAUAAUGCUACUUUCAUCUGUGAGGUUGAUUCGUACCCUCAAGCUGAUAUUACAUGGACACGGAAUAACUACCCAAUACGGAAUUACGAUUCCAGGUACAUUAUACAAGAAAAUUGCCAAAUGCUGAUCAUUCCCAAUGUAAAGGAUUCAGACAAUGGGGAAUACUGUUGUGUUGCUAGCAAUGGGAUUGGAGAACCGGCCAAGAGCUGUGGAGCUUUACAGCUGAAGAUGAAGCCUCAAAUCAGAAGACAUCCUACUAACAUGACAUUGAUUGUGGAGUCUAAAGCAGUGUUGCAAUGUUUAACGUCAGGAUAUCCCAAACCCGAAAUAUCCUGGAUUAAAGGAGAUGACCUGAUGAAGGUUAAUAGUCGUAUAUCAGUUUUGGAAUCUGGUUCCCUAAAAAUUAACAACAUCAAGAAAGAGGACGCUGGACAGUAUCGCUGUGUGGCCAGGAACAGUUUUGGAAUCGUGUACUCCAAACCAGUCACUAUUGAAGUGCAAGCUCCUGCCAAGAUACUGAAAGUUCCCAAGGAGAAGAAAGUUCAGAUCGGAUCGGAGGUUAGGUUGGAGUGUAAUGCCACUGGCAACCCAAUCCCAUCCAUAACUUGGCUUGAAAACGGCAAUACGAUUUCAGGCGCAUCAGUGGAGGAGACGCUGGUGGAUGAAGUCAUUGUGUCUGUUCUGCGUGUGGUGGUUCAUAACCCAGCUCUCUACACCUGUCAGGCUACUAACCAGCACAGCGGAGGAGCCAACACCGUCAAAGCCACAGCUAAGAUAACCAUUUCAGAAUGGAGACUGUACAAAGGCAGCGCUGGCUACUGCAGUACAUACAGAGGCGACGUGUGUCAAAACGUGCUCCAUCGAGCUGCAUUGGUGUUUUUCAACUACUCUCUACCGAACCCAGAGGAUGCGCAGGAGUACCUGGCCCAGAGCGCAUGGGGCGAGCUGGAUGGGGUGAGCUCAUUCUGCAGGCCCGCCGCCAGAUCACUGCUCUGUCACGCCACCUUCCAAGACUGCAACCCAUCUGGACUCGGACCAGCACCCAAACCCAUCUGCAGGGAGCACUGUGUCGCAGUGAAAGAGCUGUACUGUUUUAAGGAGUGGCGUUCUGCUGAGGAAAGAUCUCAUCGAGGCUUCCCACACAGCAUCACUCUCCCAGAAUGCACCUCUCUUCCCAGCCAACAUGCAGACCCAUCAUCAUGUACAGUGGUUCCUUAUGUCGAUAUCAAUAAAGACCAAGUUACAACAAAAUGUUACAAUGACAAAGGAAGAUUUUACCAAGGAACUCACAACAUGACAGCAUCUUCAAUACCCUGUCAGCGAUGGAACCAGCAGGAUCCCCAUCAACAUAGACUCUCUGUAGAUGUGAUUCCUGAGUUGCGAAAUGCAGAAAACUACUGUCGUAACCCAGGAGGAGAGAGUGACAGGCCAUGGUGCUACACCACAAACCCUAAUGUACGCUGGGAGUACUGUCUGGUGCCCAAAUGUGGAGAAGUUAUGAUUGUAAAGACUGUCCCGUCGAUUACAAAACCAGUCCAGUUUUACCCACCUCCUCCUGUGUCUACAGCCUACUCAAUGAGCGUUAUCAUCUUAAUAAUUUCUGGCUUCGCUGGGGCGGCUUUCUUUUCCAUACUCAUCCUUAUGUGCCACAGACGAAAGAAAAUGUGGCAAAAGAGGAAAAGUAGGGUGCUGGAGACGCCUACUCUGACCACCCUCCCCUCAGAGCUCUUGUUGGACAGACUUCAUCCCAACCCCAUGUACCAACGGCUGCCUCUACUUUUUAACUCCAAGCUCCUCAGUUUAGAAUAUCCACGUAACAACAUUGAAUAUGUCCGUGACAUCGGAGAAGGGGCCUUCGGUAGGGUGUUUCAGGCAAGAGCCCCUGGUCUUUUGCCGAUGGAGCCGUUCACCCUGGUGGCAGUGAAAAUGUUGAAGGAGGAAGCUUCAGCUGAUAUGCAGAAUGACUUUCAAAGAGAAGCUGCACUCAUGGCUGAGUUUGAUCACCCCAACAUCGUCCGUCUCCUUGGAGUCUGUGCGGUGGGGAAGCCCAUGUGUCUCAUGUUUGAAUUCAUGGCCUAUGGGGACUUGAAUGAAUUCCUGCGACGGCGCUCUCCAACUCAGCAGCCCAGUCUAAGUCGGGACACCUUGACAAACAGCAGUCUCAUAUUGGAACCUGAGCAUUACCCAGCCCUCAGCUGCCUGGAGCAGCUCUCCAUUUCCAAGCAGGUGGCGGCAGGAAUGGCGUACUUGUCAGAACGCAAGUUUGUGCACCGUGACCUAGCUACUCGCAACUGUUUGGUAUCAGAAAACUUGGUCGUAAAAAUUGCAGAUUUUGGUCUCUCACGCAACAUCUAUGCAGCUGAUUACUAUAAAGCUGGUGAAAAUGAUGCUAUCCCAAUUCGCUGGAUGCCACCUGAAUCUAUCUUCUACAACCGCUACACCAGCGAGUCAGAUGUGUGGGCUUAUGGUGUGGUAUUAUGGGAAAUCUUCUCAUACGGCAUGCAGCCUUACUAUGGCAUGGCCCAUGAGGAGGUCAUCUACUACGUAAGGGAUGGAAAUGUGCUUGCCUGUCCAGAAAACUGCUCACAGGAGCUGUACAACCUCAUGCGUUUGUGUUGGAGCACUCAUCCCACAGACCGGCCUAGUUUUGCCAGCAUUCACCGCAUCCUAGAAAGAAUGCAUGACCAGAUGCUCCAAUCUGGCCUCUCUUGAGGAUCUCUAAAAAUGCAAUUCAAAGAACAUAAAAGCUCCAUUAGAAUCCCAAAGAGCGCUGAUGAAUCUUGAAGAAGGAUAAAACAUUUUAAGGUAUCCAAAA